Molecule: messenger RNA, 3620 nt
Organism: Aplysia californica (California sea hare)
Lineage: Eukaryota; Metazoa; Mollusca; Gastropoda; Aplysiida; Aplysiidae
Product: monocarboxylate transporter 12
Biological process (GO): transmembrane transport; monocarboxylic acid transport
Molecular function (GO): monocarboxylic acid transmembrane transporter activity
Source: RefSeq, a predicted model, not a curated record
UGAUGUUGCUGUUGUUUCAGUUCCGUGAUCAGACGCCAACAUGACGGUGGAGUGGACCAAUUCCCCCUAGGUCGUCUGUACCCCCGCUGGGUUUGAAGGAACAGCUCAGGCUUGGUCCCCUUCAAGUCGCCGUGGACUAUCGUGUGUGAGUGUGAACAUCGGCCAAAGCUGUCCACAGCAUCAGACUCGGGACUACUUAAGUAGGCAGCGGAAAAGAAACUUCUCGAAAAAUUUGUGGUUGAUUUACUGAUUUCACUAACGGACCUAAAGUGUGACCCGUGGACAGUUGUCGUGAAUUGGACAUUGGAGUGAGGAAAAGGACUUUUCUUCUUCAUACACGUCGGUGUCCUUGGACUUUUGGUGCACUGACUGACGAGAACGUUACUCAUCGUGGAUAGACGUGUUCUUUCACGCCAUCACCUGGCUCACUCCCGGCCUUCUCGCCAUCACCUCGCUCACUCCCAGACUUCUCACCGUCUCUCUCUCUCUCAACCUCCUCACGGUCUCUCACCGUCUCUCUCAACCACCUCGCCGUCUCUCGCCGUCUCUCUCAACAACUUAACCGUCUCUCCCCCACCACCUCGGCAAUAUGACUGUCGCCGACAGCUCCAUGGACGAGUCCACCCAGAAAUCCGCCCAAAAUGGCGCUGUCGUUCCUGACACGUCCGCGGCGUCUAGCGGGAAGUCGACGGAACAGACGUCCGACUCCCAGCAGCAGGAUGAGGGCUACAUCAAGCCGCCAGACGGAGGAUGGGGCAUCAUGGUGGUCAUCUCGUCCUUCCUCAUCCACGUGAUCGCGGACGGCGUGGUGUACUCGUUCGGCGUGUUCCUCACGGAGUUUGUCCACUACUUCGACACGGGCCGGGGGGCUGCCUCCUGGAUCGGUUCUUUACAACCGGCUGUCACCUUUACCGUCGGUGUAGGAUUCGGCCUCAUCUACCUGCCCGCCAUCGUGUGUGUGGCUCAGUACUUCGAGAAGUAUCGCUCCUUCGCCACGGGCCUGGCUGUGUGCGGGUCUGGGUUCGGUACUAUGUUCAUGGCGCCGCUCACGGAGAUGCUGGUGGUUGAGUACCAGUGGCAGGGCGCCAUGCUCAUCCUGGGCGGGGUCAUCCUCAACGUCAUCGUCUGCGGGAUCCUCUUCCGGCCCCUGGAGGCGUCGCCUGGUUCUGGCGGGAAGCGUGGCGCGGGAUCUGCGUCACUCUCGUCUGCGGCGUCCAGCACGGAGGAGGAGAGACUGCUGGGGACGAGUGGAGCCACGGGGGACAGUGAUACCGCCACCACACCACCGCCGCCAGGGGGCGCUAAGAGUGGUGGUGGUGGGGGAGGGGCGGGGAUUGGCCAGAUACAGGUGCUGGUGGAGAAAGACUUAGACCCGAGCCGGCGACGAGGGGAGGGCGAGGACGGGAACAGAUUCACGGCAGCCCAGGGGCUAGAGAUCAUCCACUCGCUACAACAGCGGCACGCGCUGCCCAACGGCAAGGCUGUGCUGCUCAGUGGCAAGCCGGACACCGGAAGCGACGUGGUAGGCCCGCGCGCAGUGUCUGUGUCCAGCCUGCAGGAUGACCGCAGUGACGUGGCCAGCCCGCCGUCAGAGAUGGUGCGGAUGAACAGUCUGGUGGAGACAGUGACCACACCCGGCAGUCUGCCCCUGUCCCUGGGGGUGGAAGAGGUCCGGAGACUGACCGCGAGCCAGAGCCUGGUCCCCGCCGACACGGACUCCGUCAGCGAGAUCGCCAACAUGGUGCGGUCGGAGGGUGCCCUCAACAAGUUCUCCGCGCUCUCUCCCUCAGACGGCGCGGGCGGCGGGGGUGCCGGGUCUACGGCCGUGAGACAACGUCACAUCCACCCCUCCCAGCAGCAGGGCCGCCACCACCACGGGGGCAGCUCCAACACGCUCUCGCCGCUCACGCGCAAAGACAUCUUCUACAGCGGCAGUCUGCUCAACAUCCCCAUGUACCGCUCACAACCGGACGUGUACAAGACCACGGUGUCCACCUCCCUGUCUCACGAGCACAUCCGGCCCAGGGAGGAGAGAGGAGGAGGAGCGGGGAAAGGAGAGGGGGAGGGGGGAGUAUCGUGCCUGUGUUUCAAUUUCUCCGAGGAGUUCCGGACGACCAUGAGGGACAUGCUGUCCACAGAGCUGCUCAAGAACCCCGUGUUUCUCAUGUUCGCCGUGUCCAAUUUCUUUACGAGUAUAGGAUUCAAUAUGCCUUUUAUCUUCCUUCCUGACAGAGCUAUCCUCGCCGGCAUAGACAAGGACCGGGCCACUAUGCUCAUCUCCGUCAUCGGGAUCGCCAACACGGCGGGGCGCGUCAUCUUUGGCUUCCUCUCGGACCGGCCCUGGGUCAACCGCCUGAUGCUCUACAACACCGCGCUUACCAUCUGUGGCGUGGCUACCGCGCUUAGCCCGCUCGCCGCCAGUGACUAUGCGCUGCUGGUCACCUAUGCUGCUGUGUUUGGUAUCUUUAUAGGUGUGUACGUGUCCUUGACCUCCGUAGUUCUGGUUGACCUCUUGGGUCUGGAGUACCUGACCAACUCGUUCGGCCUUUUGUUGCUCUUCCAGGGGGCGGCCACCUUCAUUGGACCACCCAUCGCAGGCUGGCUGUGUGACUGGACAGGAAGUUACGACAUUUCCUUCAUCGUGAUGGGCAUCCUGAUCGCGGUGAGCGGUGCCAUGUUGUACUUCCUGCCCCUCGUCGAGCGCUAUUACCAGCGCAAGGUGCCCAUGGUCAACCUGGUCCGCGAUAUGGAGCUGGGGAAACAUUCCGUCUCCGAGAACACGGACGGCAAAGACUCGCAGAUACCCGGGGAGAGAGUGUAGCAGAUACCUGAUACCUGAUGAUACCUGGGAAUAGAGUGUAGCAGAUACAAGAUACCUUGGGACAGAGUGUAACAGAUACCUGGUGAUACUAUGUAACAGAUACAUGGGGAUAGAAUGUAACAGACAACAGAUACCUGGUGACAGACUGUAACAGAUACCUUGUGACACAAUGUAACAGAUACAUGGGGAUAGAAUGUAACAGACAACAGAUACCUGGUGACAGACUGUAACAGAUACCUUGUGACACAAUGUAACAGAUACCUGGUGACACAAUGUAACAGAUACAUGGGGAUAGAAUGUAACAGACAACAGAUACCUGGUGACAGACUGUAACAGAUACCUUGUGACACAAUGUAACAGAUACAUGGGGAUAGAAUGUAACAGACAACAGAUACCUGGUGACAGACUGUAACAGAUACCUGUGUGUCAGGUUUUUCUUGCAAGAUUUUCUGGGUAAAAAAUGUCUUUUCAUAUCUUGAGUGCUCUCUAUUUCAAGUUACCAUGAAAUCAGAGACAGAUAUGAGAAGUGUCUUUUUCCAGGAACAUGGGAAAUCCUACCUGUUGUGUACAGAUUACAAAUCAGAAAGUUUUACUGUGUGGGCAUUAUUGCUUAAUUAAUGGGAGCUUUUGUUUUGUGUGAGCGUUUGUGACUUGACUGGAAAGAGACAAAUGUCUAGGAGAAACUGACCAUACGUUGUUGCUUUGUGUCUCUGGAAGGGGCAGCUCUCUGACAGAGAGGGGGAAGAGAUUUCUGCCAAUAAAAGACUAGGAGAGUUUUCUCUAUAACCAAACAAAUAUA